CAGGAGCCAUGGCGGCCGGGCGGAGGUCAGGCCUGCGUAUUUGUGAGGGGGAUUGCGCCGUCCUGAAGCGGGACGACGUCUUUAAAGCGGUUCCCGUGCUGCGGCGGAGGCCAACUGGCAUAGCAAGAAGCGCCUGCACCCCAGCAGGAAAUACUAAAAAUUAUUUUUGAGAAGCAGUGGUUUUAUCUGGAUAAUGCCAUUGGACAUAUUUAUGGAACUACAUUUGAAGUAACCAGUGGUGGAAACCUCCAACCAAAGCAAGAGGUGGAAGAGACUACCACAGAAACAAAAGAAGCAGGUACAGAUAAUCGUAACAUAGUUGACGAUGGAAAGUCUCAAAAACUGACUCAUGAUGACAUAAAGGCUUUGAAGGACAAGGGUAUUAAAGGACAGGAAAUAGUUCAGCAGUUAAUAGAGAACAGUACAACAUUCAGAGACAAAACAGAAUUUGCUCAAGACAAAUACAUAAAGAAGAAGAAAAAAAAGUAUGAGGCAGUUAUUACAAUUGUAAAACCAUCCACUCGCAUUCUUUCAACAAUGUAUUAUGCAAGGGAACCUGGAAAAAUAAACCACUUGAGAUAUGACACCCUAGCUCAGAUGCUGACCAUAGGAAACGUCCGUGCUGGCAACAAGAUGAUUGUCAUGGAAACGUGUGCAGGUCUCGUGCUGGGUGCCGUGAUGGAGAGGAUGGGAGGCUAUGGAUCCAUUAUUCAGAUGUAUCCAGGAGGAGGACCUGUUAGAGCUGCUACCAGUUGUUUUGGAUUUCCAAAGCAUUUUUUUGAUAAUCUUCAUGAAUUUCCUCUCAGCAAAGUGGAUAGUCUACUCUCUGGAACAAUUUCUAUAGAGGCUCUGCCUUCAGAACCUGAAGAUAAUUUCCUAGUGGAAGAAGAAAGCAAUGGAUUGAGUGAUGAGAAGCAGACUUCCCUCCAGGAAACAGAAGAGGAAUCUACUACUGAAGCAGCUAUGGAGAUCAACCAAACAGAAGAGCAAGAAACAAUGGACAUAAAUGCUGAAGAUACAGAAUUUCAAGACAACAAGGGAAAAGAAAAUAAAGAAAAUGUUCGGGAAAAGCAAAGAAAACAGUGGGAGAGAAGGAAAAAGCUUGUAGAAACUGCUGCUCUGUUGAGAGAGAAGAAUGCUGAUGGCUUAAUUGUAGCCAGCAAGUUUCAUCCCACUCCUUUAUUACUUUCUCUAUUGGAAUUUGUUGCUCCUUCGAGGCCUUUUGUUGUCUACUGCCAGUAUAAGGAGCCAUUAUUAGAAUGCUACACAAAGCUGAGGGAAAGAGGCGGAGUUAUUAACCUAAAGCUGUCUGAAACUUGGCUACGAAAUUAUCAGGUCUUACCAGAUCGAAGCCAUCCAAAGCUGACAAUGAGCGGAGGUGGAGGGUACCUUCUCUCUGGUAUUACUGUUGUCCUGGAUAAAAGCAAAUCCGAUGGCAGUGACUCAGAAGCACUGAAGAUGGAAGAGCCUUCAUCUAAAAGAUGCAAAGUUCAAGACCUUAAUUGUUAACAUUUGAAGAAUUGAUUUGGUUUUGAGAUCUCAGGAGUCCUGCUGUUAGUAAAAUAACAAGUAGACUUUCUGUGUUCUUGACAGAAUGGAAUAGGUGCCUGUCAUACACCUGUCAGCAAAAGGCAGCAUGGGGUAGGGAGGAUUCUCUCACUCUUUACCAGUUUAUCUGAUCAAAAUGAGAACAAAAACCUUUGGAAGCAAACAUCCUACUGAAACGACACUGACUUCAGAAAGUAGAGAAGAUCAAGAGGAGCUUAAAACACCAGUGAAGGCAUAUUCUGUGUUGGUUGCCAAAAGUGGAUGCGAUGAAGUCAUCUUUUCAAAGGUUGGGUCUGAACCAACACACUGCACUUAACUUUCCAUUUUCCUAGAACAGCAUCAGGGUAAAACUUCUACAUGGUGAUCUGCCCCCCUCUUUGAACACAGGACCCACCUGUGUUCAGUACUUAAAGGAAGCAGAAUAAACAGCUAAGAAAACACACUUUUCUUUACAAAGAAACAAUAAAAAGCAAAUACUAAUACCAGAACUUUACAGCACGACCCCAUGUUUUCCUGAAAAAAAGUAAAGGGAAUAGAGAGUUUAUGUUCAUAAAUUAAAAUAUCAAAUAUUUAAACAGAAUGCCUGUCAUUUUCCUGAAAGUUAUUACAUGUUUUUAAGAUGCGACUAUUUUGAAAACUGCUCUGUGUAUAUAUAUUUAUUCCACUGUUUUAUCUUUCAUGAUGUGUAGCUUUUCUAUAAUUUUUUUUAACUUCGCAUUUGCCAUUUCAAUUAAAAUCAGGAUGUCUUUUCCUAAUGAUAUUUAUUUUCUUUUUCUUACUUUUUCCUCUUUUUGGGAGUAAAAAGGUUUAGGAGAGUCUUCAGGAGGAGAAUACUCCUUAAGUGUACUGGCUGUACCCCAUUGAACCUUUAGUCCCAUAUGUGAGCUUCUGGAACCAGCAUGUCUUGGCUUUCAUUCUUGAACUUACUUGUUGGGGGAAUCUGGAGCUUUGGGAUCAAGAAUUCAUACUUCAUAAAGCUGUAAAAUUCUGUAUAUUGGUAAGAGUAAUGCUCCUUUAGGACACCAUUAGCUCAAAACACAUAGGAAUUAUGUUUUUUGUAAAGCAGCAGUUCAAGAUUUCUGUUGGAGGGGAGCAGGUAUGGUUUAUCUUCAGGUUUUUGUCUACCUCUGUUCUGUUCUUUGUAAACUUCCCAUCUUCACUUUCUAUUUUUCUGGAAAGUUUUUCUCCUCUUACUUGGGUGAAAAACCCAUAAAUGUAGAGAUUGUGGGUUUCACCAUCUCUGCAUUCCAGCAAGCAUGUGGGUAUGAAAAACAUGCUUUGCCUCACUCUCCUUUCUGACCAGGGAGUGUUGGAAUUCAUGCAUAGGGAACAGAAAGGUGAUGGGUGCAUCCUGUAAGAUCUUAAUGUAAGUUGAAAUAAUGGAUGUAAUGAAAAGCUGAAGAGACAAAAGGAGGGUGAGGAAGAGGCAGGUGAUGCUUGCAUACCUGUAAUUAGUCUCCAUAAAGUGUAGUUCAGGAACCUGGUAAUCCCUGAAGCUUCAGGCAGGAUGUCCAAGGACUCCUUUGUGGAGGUAUAAAAGAACAAUACCAAUAAGAAAUGGGUAUUGUUUAAUUUUGGUCAGUGAUGUGCAGAUAAGGAGUAGGGAAGGGCAGUCUUUUAAACCAGAGGUGGUUUCCUUAAGGUAGGAUGAACAUUAGGAACACUGAGUUUCGCAGACACUGUCCCUUUGAAGAGGAGAGGGAUAGAACAUGAUUUGGAUGAAGUGCCAACUUCCACCUGGGCUCACAUGGGGCUGGCAAGUUAUGUGACAGCAGGAGCAGGGCCAGGGCCUGCUCUGGUAAAGGCAUCCCUGUGCUUAAGAGACUCAGGAGCUGGUUUAUUCCCACCUUUAGUCACAGAGCAGAACACAAAACUCAGCAAAUGCACUGAAAACAGGAGCUGAUCGGACAAAACAAGUAGUUACUGUUCCUGUGUUUGACUUUUUAGUGUAGUUUUCUACGCAUCAAAUUUAACCACCAUUAACCAGGGGUGCAUGGACCAGAAAUAAGACAACACUUCUUCAGAAGCCAGAACCACUGUUUCUGCUUCAUUUGAUUUCCUGGAACAAGGUUAUGUACUUGAUGAUCUCAGAGCUCUUUUCCAACCUGGCUAAUUCUGUGAUUCUCUAAUACACCAGUGUUUGUUUUAAAUUGUAUCACCUUGUUUCAAUGCCCAAAGCAGGUGAUUUGCCUUUAAAUAAUGCAAAUUAGUGUAAAUUUAAAAAAAAGAUCUAGUUUUAGCUAUCAAAAAGUCUUGAAUAGACAGUGCAAAUGUGUAGGUAAAAAUGGAGCAGGCAGAGUGGUCCAAAUAGCUCCUCAGCUCUCAGUGCUGUGGCAGCAGCCCUGCAGAGCAAGACAGAAGGACAAGAGAUACAAGGGCUGUUGCAAAGUUCUUAGAAGCCACUGAAUGAUAAUUGGUUUAAAAGUUUUUCAAGGUACAUGUUUUUUAAGCAAAAUGUUAUUGGAAAAAAACCAAAACCACCAUUGCUGAAGUUGCACACUUGACCAAUUUAGAAGGUUUCCUGUACUACAGAUAAAGAUAUUUGCUUCUAGGUGCUCACAUGCUUUCUUUCAUGCCAGCUGGUGGCAAAAAGCUACAACGCUGCAACACUGAAUUGUAUAAUACUGUAAUUUGAAGACAGCAAACAAAUUCUGCAGCUGGGACACUUUCUGACUUUCCUACUGUUGCUGCAGAAGCCUGGUGAAGCAAGGGUCUUCCUGAAGUCAAAACUGUGUCAGUGUCACGGAGCCAGGACUGAUCUCCACCUCCAUGAACCGAACAAGAUGAAACAUUUGAGUGGUCUUACCAAAACCUUUAGGCAGAGACGUGCUCACACAGUUCAAGGAUUAGUAUCUCUGAGUGUUUUCAGUUCAUUAUGCCCUACAGUUAAUUGGAGAGUAUGUAUAUGUUCUAAUAAGCAGGUGGAUUAAAUGGGUUAAGCUGGGAUCAUGGGUACUGUGCAUUUGCUGACAGCAUGACUCAGGUGCCACACAAAGAAUUCAGCUCUCUCCUCGUGUGUAGUUACACAAGCACCAGAAGACACUUGCAGCAGGAAGUCUGUAAAAAAACCCACAUUUGGAUAAAUUAAACUGAACUGAACUCCAGGUAUUUGGAGUAAGAUAAUUGUUGUAAGGUUACCAAAUGGCUCCUCCCACACGCCACCCGCUCACUCCCCGCAGCAUCAGUACCACUGAGUACCCAGCGCCCCUCCUGCCUCCAGCUCCUUGGCUGCUGAGAAACUCACCCUGUGGAAGAUCCUCCCUGCUCCAGUGCAGUGCUCACACCAGCACCUGCCUCCCUGCAGUAAGUGGAAAGAGGCAUGGUCAAGAGGAGAUGAAACUGACGGAACCACUGAGACCAAAUUAGCAGCAGAACCGACCCACUACCAAACGAGUUGGUUCUGAAGCACCACCUGCCUUCCAAAUUCACAAGCAUCCACUUGGUGUUGCAACCUCUUUGCUCCCUUACUGACCUUGUUUCCAGAACUAAAUAAUUCAUGGAAUGUUUCCAAGUUACUGGAGCAAGUUAAUCGGGAUUCUUUCUUACCUCAUGCUCCUGCUAACUGGCAAAUAGAAGGCACAGAUAUGCUCCUUGUAACUAAAAAAUAAAAUAAAAUACUGGUGAACC
Messenger RNA from Calypte anna (Anna's hummingbird), 5175 nucleotides. RefSeq names its product tRNA methyltransferase 6 (gene TRMT6). Gene Ontology annotation, biological process: tRNA methylation. The record is from RefSeq and is a predicted model, not a curated record. The transcript is spliced from 12 exons. Bases 538 to 1509 code for a protein of 323 amino acids. Gene Ontology annotation, cellular component: tRNA (m1A) methyltransferase complex; nucleus. Lineage: Eukaryota; Metazoa; Chordata; Aves; Apodiformes; Trochilidae.